UUUCUCCUUGUGAGGUUUAUCGGUCAAAGAAUCAAAGCCAGCUGUCGGCUCCAUAAACCCUACUUUCGCCCAAUAAACUGCCAUAAACCCUGAUUCCUCAAGUUUGGUGGCUUCUUGCUGGCAUAAGUCUGAGAUACACUCGCUCUGAUACCCAUUGUCCGGUCGCCUUUUCUAUUUCCAUUUACGUCGAGGUUACCGGAUGGACAUUGACAUGGGUGAAGAAGCUGAAGGAACGUCGAGGAAGAUCCAAGCGCGCUUCGUUACUAAGUUAAAACCACCUCUCAAAGUCCCAACCUCUGUCAUUUCCAUCCCCGCCAACCUUACUAGAUUUGGCCUCUCCUCCGUCAUUAAUAGUCUUCUUGAAGCCUCUGGUGAUCCUGAUUACAAACCAGAACCUUUUGAUAUUUUGAUCGAUGGCGAGUUGGUUCGGAUGUCACUUGAGGAGUUUUUGGUCGUCAAGGGAAUUUCAGUGGAAAAGAUAUUGGAAAUUGAAUACACAAAGGUAGUGGCCCCACGUAAGGAGGAAGAUCCUUCUUUGCAUGAUGAUUGGGUUAGUGCAGUUGAUGGUUCUUCGUCUAGGUUUUUCUUGACAGGAUGUUAUGAUGGUUUAGGGAGGGUUUGGAAAGGUGCUGGAUUAUGUACACAUAUAUUGGAGGGGCACACUGCUGCUAUUACUUCUGUUAGCAUUGUUGAUCACAAAGGUACAGGAACUUGCACCUUGGCAACUGCUUCAAAUGAUCGAACAUUAAGGCUAUGGAAGCUCAAUCUAGAUGAGGCCAAUAAACAUCCUGUGAGGAUUGGUGCUUUCAAAAUCUUGUGUGGUCAUAAAGAUACUGUGAAGAGUGUUGCAGCACAAACUUCUGGAGAAAUGAUUUGUUCUGGUUCUUGGGAUUCCACCAUCAAGUUGUGGCAAACUCACUUUGACGCUGAAGGUGAUGUGUCUAUUAAGAAGAGAAAAGUUAAAGAUGAAGUUGAGGAGUCUCAGUUAGAGGGGGAGGCUGUAUCUACACUUGCUGGCCACACCCAGCAUGUUUCUUCUGUGGUUUGGCCACAGCGAGACACAAUCUAUUCUGCAUCAUGGGAUCAUUCUGUUAGGAAAUGGGAUGUCGAGACUGGGAAAGACUCAUUAAAUAUAUUCUGUGGAAAGGCUCUCAACUGUCUCGAUAUUGGUGGAGAAGGAUCUGCUUUGAUAACUGCUGGUGCAUCUGAUCCUGUUCUUAGGAUUUGGGACCCUCGUAAGCCAGGCACUUCUGCUCCAAUUUUUCAAUUUGCUUCUCAUACUUCUUGGAUUUCAGCUUGCAAAUGGCAUGAUAAUUCUUGGUUUCAUUUACUUUCUGCAUCUUAUGAUGGGAAAGUUAUGUUGUGGGAUUUGAGAACUGCGUGGCCACUUUCUAUUAUUGAAUCACAUGGUGACAAGGUGCUAUGUGCUGAUUGGUGGAAAAGUGAGAGUGUUAUCAGCGGGGGAGCAGACUCAAAAGUCUGCAUUUCUUCUGAAAUUUCAGUACAAUAAUCCAAUGGUUUUGGAAUAAUGUGUGGAAGGAUUUCAACUUGAGCAACGUUGGACUGUACGAGGAACAGGACGACGAAUUUUUGCGGGGACAAAUAGUUCUUAGGCACAUUAAUACUGUUAUAUUGCGAGUUUGGAUCAAAGGAUGUAAGCUUAUUUUUCCGAGGACCAAUUGUAAAAAAUUAUUUUUUAUAAUUGUUUAAUUUGCUUGUAAAAUUUGUUAAUUUAUCGAGGGUUAAUGUUAGAGCGAUAAAUAAUUACGGAAAAGAAUAAAUAAAGGACAAGGCAUCUAUUGAAUAA
Molecule: messenger RNA, 1807 nt
Organism: Prosopis cineraria
Lineage: Eukaryota; Viridiplantae; Streptophyta; Magnoliopsida; Fabales; Fabaceae
Product: ribosome biogenesis protein WDR12 homolog
Exons: 14
Coding region: 200-1510 (436 amino acids)
Biological process (GO): ribosome biogenesis
Cellular component (GO): preribosome, large subunit precursor
Molecular function (GO): protein binding
Source: RefSeq, a predicted model, not a curated record